CUGACUGUCGUGCAGAUCCACGAGAGCAGUCCCCUGGACCUGGCCAGCGAGGAGCCCGAGCGGUUGCCGUGCCUGCGGCGGCUGCUGCAGCUGGGGGCCGACGUCAACGCCGCUGACAAGAACGGGAAGACAGCACUGCUGCAUGCCCUGGCCAGCAGUGACAGCGGCCAGAUCCACAACACCGACAGCAUCCGUCUCCUGCUGGAAGGAGGCGCAGAUGUCAGGGCUGCCACCAGAGACGGUGACACCGUCUUCACCUACGUCAUCUACCUGCUGGGAGAGAUAGAGUACAGCUACACCGAGGAGGAGGCCGAGGACAUCGAGCGCUUCUGCUUCCGUGUCACGCAGCUGCUGCUGGCCCACGGUGCCAACCCCAGCGAGUGCCCAGCCUCGGAGUCCCUCACACAUUUCUGCUUAAAAAACUUCAAGGACUACUUCCCACUGCUGCGCUUCCUGCUGGAGUCAGGUGCUGCCUACAACUGCUCCCUGCACGGCCCCUCGUGCUGGUCCGGCUUCCGCAUCGCCUUUGAGCACCUCUGCUGGCACCUCAGUUACUUGGACAAUGAAACCUAUUCCUCAGACCUCAUCCAGAAGGGCCAGACUCUGCUGGAGCUCAUGAUGGCCAGUUCACAAGCCAUCCAGCUGCCCAGCAAUUUUGAGGUCAACACCAGCAGCUGUAGGUUCUAUGGGGAGAAGGUGCAGACUCUGUUCUGCUCUCUGAAGCAGCUGGAGCGCUCGCCACAGGCGCUGAAACACCUCUGCAGGGUGUCCAUCCGGCAGCGCCUGAAACCGUGGCCAGUGGGUGACAAAAUCAAGGCUCUGCCUCUCCCAGACCGGCUGAAGUGGUACCUCCUCAUCGACCACGCUGCUGCUGGGCACGAGGACCUGUGACCCUGACCGUGCCUCUGUGUGCUCCUCCAGAGCCCUGCUGUGCCUGCAGCCACCAUAGCUCUGCUCUGAGAGUUUUCUCCGCAGCAAGAGGUGCUGCCCACGGAGUCCCUCUCUGCGGCAUUCUGGGGGUGUUUUCUUGGGCACAACAUCACACCUGUGUUUGUGAAGGUCUUGUUGCUCUGGGACACGUCAUGGGGAUACAGACAGAGCUCCUGGGCCUUGGGGAGCUGGAUACUGGGGCUGGUUUGGAGGGACAUUAAGGCCUGAGGGCAGGAUCAAUGGGUUGGAGGCUGUCACUGGACAGGCAGCCUGUCCCCUCUCACCCAGCCCUGCCAUGGGCGGGUGAUGCAGUGCCUUAGGUGUCCAGUGGAGUUGAGAGAUGCCUCAGGGUGCUGGGAGAAGGUGUUCUGGCUUUCCUGCCUCUGGUCCUGGUGGUGGAAGCAGGUCCAGCAUUAUCCUGUGGGUGUGGAUGCCUUCCUUGCUCAGUGUGGAACUUCUGACAGAAGUUGGGAGUGAAAUGGGGCUGACUGCUCCACGCCCUCUGAGUUUCUGCACCCCGUCCUGGCACAGAGGAACAUCCACCAAGGACAUCUCAGAGUUACUGGGCUGCAAAACACACAAAGGGAUGUUUCCUAUCAUGGUGUGUUCCCUGUGCAAGGAUGAGGAAUGGAGUCAGCCGCUGAGUGCCUUGUGCCUCCCUCCCCAUUCCUUGGCUCUUUCCCUUGGUGACCACUCCCAGGAUCUUAUUUUCCAGUGCCUCCUUCCCAGAAGGAAUUGCUGCACCUGGAGGGCUGUGUUCCAGCCUUGCCACAGCUGCCUGGCUCCCCUUUCUAGGCACCUGCUUCCUCGUGACGUGCCAAAGGCUGGCCACAGAGCUGAGCCCCACACAGUUUUGUUGGUUUGUACUGUUUUUCAUGGGGGAUGGAUGCAGUAGAUGAAGAGGAAAAAUCUGUUCUGCUCAAAGACAGUUUGUAUCAGGUGGAUCUGGGAUUCACUGGCAUUUGGAACUGGAACUGUGUGUCCUGAUGAACUGGUGCUUAAAAAAACCCAGUAAUGUGAUCAAAUUCUGCCCUGGUGUCUGGAAUGGGAACCCAACUAUUAAACAAGGCCUUCUAUAAUAACA
Motacilla alba alba is the source of this 2014-nucleotide messenger RNA. It is a transcript of the gene ASB6, whose product is annotated as ankyrin repeat and SOCS box containing 6. Gene Ontology annotation, biological process: intracellular signal transduction; protein ubiquitination. Gene Ontology annotation, cellular component: BRCA1-BARD1 complex. Gene Ontology annotation, molecular function: protein binding. The transcript has 3 exons. The record is from RefSeq and is a predicted model, not a curated record. The annotation marks the transcript as partial. NCBI's taxonomy places the organism in Eukaryota, Metazoa, Chordata, Aves, Passeriformes, Motacillidae.